GGAGAGCGCCCCUCUCUCAGAUAAUGCCAGAAAGGGAUCCACAUCGAGGUGAAGUGCAACUUUAAUAUGCCACCUUAUAGCGAGCUGCCCCACCAACAAAAGCCCUCACAUCUCUUGAUGCCCAUCCUUCUUAUCGUCUCCAAUAUAAAUAAGCAAAUAACUGAACUAAAAUAUAUAUGUGUCUAUCCCGCAUGACAUGUCGCGUGCGGAGCAUGCCUGGGCACCUAAGCUGCCACGUGCACCGGGCCCUGGACAAUCCUCGAGAAGGAUGGACUGACCUAAUUCCCAGCCUCCUUUGGAAGCGGGCCCGACCUCCACAAGGACCGGCCAGGGUCGUCGGCGAGAGCGCCCCCGGCACGCCGCUCGGUCAUCAUGGAGAAACCGAGCAAGACGUGUCCCGUGGGCGACGCCUGCAUGCCAGUCCAGGGCGCCGAAGCUCCGCCGUUCGUCGAGGGAGACCAGGCGCUCCUGGUUCUGGACAAGGACAAACCGGCCGCGCUAGACAUGAAUGAACCCGGAUGUCCAAACCGAAAGCUCACAGAAAUACUCCCUGACGACAAGAUGGUCGAAUACCGUGGCGACGAUGAGAUCUCACCACUCUACAGAAGGUCCCCGGCUCAGCAGGACCGAUCUCCCGGGUACGAAGAAGUCGGCGACAAGGCGCGACCGCCGGUUUCUGUGGCCAGGCCGGGACACGAGCUCAGCCUGGACCCAACGAUAAUCAGGUUUAUCAGCAGCGACGCGGCCCUUGACGAAGGCUACAUGGUGAGUGAGCUGCUGAAGAAGGGCAGGCUGAAGAACUCCACUAUUACCGAGAAGGGACUCAUUCUGCAGGAGGGUGGUGAGGCGCAUUCCCAGAACCCUCAGGCCAAAAAGCAAAUAUCGGUGCUUCUGGAGGCGACUCAGAACAUCACACUGAGGUAUCAGGUUGUCGGCACCACGGGAAACACAACUGGCAACACUUUGGAGGACAAGUCAGAGUCUAGAGUGAGCAACAUCAUGCAACCUAGACAGAUGCGGGAAACGGCAGCGGACUUGGUCAGCAAGUCUCCACGAGCGCUGUCCAGCUCGGACGAGAUGCUAUAUUUCAAAGAGAAGGUCCGUACUGCGACUGGACCAGUGAUUGAAAGAAAGGGAGCUUCCUGUUCCAGGCUGCAUAUCGGUAACUGUAAGGUCACACCUUCAAGCGCAAACGGGUUGGAAAAAACGCUGCUUCACAAAAAGAUAUCAAAAUCGGCGCUCCCACCAGCCUACUCACCAUCGCAGCUCAACAUAAGCAAAGUGAAAUCCCAAAUUGCUGAGCUGACUCUGAAAAAAUCAUCGCAACUCUCUCAGGCUUCUUUUUGCCGAAGAAAGCUAGAGUCAGACAAUUUUAAGUCUUCGGGAACGGCGGACCAGCCAAACAUUAAACAAAUGUCGAAGAUCACGCAAAUCGUCAUCAGCAAAUUAAAACCUGCUACAAACUCAAGUCCCACAGAUAAUGUAAGCCAAAGCAAAGAGAUUGAACCAAAAAGUGAACAGCUGAUCAACGGUUCAAGGUCACGGGUAUCCCCAAAGGGAGAACUAACGAAGUCGAGCACGGACGACGAGCGUUACCUCCCUAGAAACUCGCGCGAGCGCCCGUCGCCUGGCAUUAAGGACAUGCCACUGCUGGAGGUACUCGAGAAGUCUGAGUUUCCGGUCUCUUCGACAGAGAAGGCAAAGCGCCGCGUGAAGCGCUACUACCGCCGCGAGGAAGACUUCUUUUCCGGCUCGCCAAGUUUAUCCAGCACAGAAAGCCUCGUGCAACUGGACCUAUCCAAUAUCCCGACCGAGACAAGCGAGCUAGCAGGCUACCAUUGUCAGAGGCAGGAAGCUUCGGGCGGCAGCGGAGCGGACAAUGUCGAGGAGUCGUCGACAUCCUGGUACUCUUUCGACAGCGAGAAUCGAGAAAGCCGUCGUUCUGAAGUUGCACUCUGCGACACAAAGGGAUCCGAAAGUUCUUGGCGGUCCUACAUGAAAGGUCACACCACUGCCCCCGAAUUAAACAUGUCUCGGCUCGCGAGUCUUUUCUCGGACGCAUUCGCUGAUGUUCAAAGAAUAAGCUGGGACCAGAACGAGGGGUCUCUGAGUGGUGCUAAAAAGGAGACCAGUUCUUCGGGUUCUACAUCUAGUCUGAACACUGUAGGCUCGUGUGACUCUGGAGAUGGAGAUACCAGUGCGGUUUCCCGGACUGAGACGGCGUUCGAUCGGGAAAAUGCCCCGAAUGAAAACGAGAAAAAUAACUUCAAGGCUUCCAGCCUUAUUCGUUAUUUUGAAAGCAUCCAAUGACUUACGCAGUCGAGCGAUGGUCACGCAGUAGCACAAAUUAUAAUCCGCUCAGUUGAUUUCCCUGUUAAGUUUUCGUAAACUGAGGCUUGAUGAAUAGAGGGCGGCUCUAGUCAUUUAGGCCUUGUAGCAGGCUUCUUUAGUAACGUCUAUACGCAUAGCUAGAUUUUAAAUUGUAAAAUAAUUAAAACCCAACAUACUG
Messenger RNA from Ixodes scapularis (black-legged tick), 2509 nucleotides. RefSeq lists its product as uncharacterized. The transcript has 2 exons. The coding region runs from base 373 to 2310 and encodes 645 amino acids. The record is from RefSeq and is a predicted model, not a curated record. NCBI's taxonomy places the organism in Eukaryota, Metazoa, Arthropoda, Arachnida, Ixodida, Ixodidae.